AUGAAGAACGAACCGUUAGUUCAGGACAUUAUUGGGUUCCUGCGUCAAAGCAUUGUCGACGGAACCGUGUCCAGUGACGAUAAAGAGUCACUUGAAGUUGCGAUUGAAUGUAUUGCUGAUUCGUUUGGCGUGGAAGCACCGGAGGCGUCUAAUGCCCUUCUAGAAGUAUACUCCGGUGCUGCCCCUAAACGUGCCACCAGCUCACAAGAGGACGUCACGUUCAAGACAGUUGACAUGCCCGUCGAUGUUUCAGUUGAGGUCUCUGAGGAGGAUAUUGCGGCAGCAGACCAAUUAAAGCUCGAGGGAAACCGUUUCAUGGCUCAAAAGAACUUUGCCCAGGCUAUCGACUCGUAUUCUCAAGCUAUUGCUAAGAAUCCCACAAAUGCUCUUUACUAUUCAAACCGUUCUGCUGCUUAUAGCCAAGCAAACCAAGCCCAGCGCGCUGUGGAGGACGCCCAACGCGCUGUUGAGCUCGACCCUACCUAUGCCAAAGGUUACUCUCGUUUGGGUCUGGCUCUUUAUUCCGUUGGUAACCUUGAGGGUUCUCUUAAAGCUUACGAGGAAGGCCUUCUUGUUGAAGGUGAUAACACUAGUGAGGGUAUGCGUCGGGGCUACGAUACCGUCAAGAAGCGAAUUGAGGAGACUCGCAGUGGCUCUGUGACCCCCCGUUCUAGUACUAUGCCUGAGACACCUACCCAGAGCACUGAAGCGGCCAGCUCAGAAGGUGCCGGCGGCUUCUUUGGAGGUAUGCCCAGUUGGGGUAGUUUGGGUGAGCUCAUGAACAAUCCUGAGAUCAAAAGAAUGGCCCAGAAUCUCAUGUCGAACCCCUCGGCGAUGAAUGAGAUCUUGAAUAACCCCACCGCUCAGAAGGUUCGCGAAAGUUUCGCAAACGGAAAGGGUCCCAAUUUUUCAGAGCUCAUGAGCGAUCCUAACAUUUCAAACCUUAUGAACAACUAUAUGAACCCCGGUGGAAAGCAGUAG
Molecule: messenger RNA, 981 nt
Organism: Wickerhamiella sorbophila
Lineage: Eukaryota; Fungi; Ascomycota; Dipodascomycetes; Dipodascales; Trichomonascaceae
Product: Small glutamine-rich tetratricopeptide repeat-containing protein 2
Exons: 1
Coding region: 1-981 (326 amino acids)
Biological process (GO): post-translational protein targeting to endoplasmic reticulum membrane
Cellular component (GO): TRC complex; membrane
Molecular function (GO): molecular adaptor activity; protein binding
Source: RefSeq, a predicted model, not a curated record